Messenger RNA from Anguilla rostrata (American eel), 1145 nucleotides. Its product is annotated as olfactory receptor 52K2-like. Gene Ontology annotation, biological process: detection of chemical stimulus involved in sensory perception of smell; G protein-coupled receptor signaling pathway. NCBI's taxonomy places the organism in Eukaryota, Metazoa, Chordata, Actinopteri, Anguilliformes, Anguillidae. The record is from RefSeq and is a predicted model, not a curated record. The transcript has a single exon. Gene Ontology annotation, molecular function: G protein-coupled receptor activity; olfactory receptor activity; odorant binding. Gene Ontology annotation, cellular component: membrane. Bases 172 to 1134 code for a protein of 320 amino acids.
UACUUUGUUUCAAGUUGACAGCAGCUAUUGGACAAUACUGUGCGAGCACUGGUAAUGCUGAUCAUUCUACUUGACCUAAGAACUAAAGACAUUAUAUGACAGCCGUAAUCGGAUUUCUCUCAUCACGCGUGUGAACUUCUUACUGUUUUCAGGCUCUGGUUUUAGGCACUGAUGGCAGAGAUGGAAAAUGUGUCGUAUGUACCUUUGAAGCAGCCCAUAGUGUUCAUAGUAGAAGGUUUCAUCAUAACCAGGCAGCAGGGGUACCCCUUGUUUGUAGCCUGUCUCAUCGUAUACGCCAUGAUGCUGCUGGGAAAUAUCACCAUGGUUACAGUGAUAGCCACGGAUGCCAAGCUCCACAAGCCCAUGUACAUGAUGAUGUGCAACCUGGCAGUGUGCGAUCUGCUCGGGGGCACGACGGUCAUGGCCCAGCUGAUGUCACACUUCCUAACAGGGGAUAAAACCAUCGGCUACGUGGCAGCAAUAGUCCAGGCCUUCUGUGUUCACACGUACGGCUUGGCUGUUGCCACCAUUCUAUCCGCCAUGGCGUACGACCGCUACGUUGCCAUCUGCCAGCCGCUGCACUACCACGCCAUCAUGACCACUACGAGGCUGGUUUCGCUGUGUUUUCUGGCCUGGUUCAUCGCAGUCUGCAUAGUCGUGAUCCUCCUCAUUCUGAACGUGGGAACUCCAUUGUGUGGGACAUUAAUCAUACACGUCUACUGCAGUAAUGGAGCCAUUCUGAGGCUGGCAUGCAUACCCACCCCCAUCAACAACAUCUACGAUUUGUGUUCACUUUGGUCCUUAAGAAUAGGGUGCUUCUUAGUCAUUGCAUUUUCCUAUCUGAAGAUCCUCAAAACGUGCAUCAUCAAACAGGAGAAAAACAGUCGGAGCAAGGCCAUACAGACGUGCACCUCCCACCUCACCAUUUAUGUCCUCUUUGAGAUCUCCGGUUUAAUCAUCAUCUUGACCUACAGGCUGCAAGAGAUCAGCCCCAACGCCAAGAAGUUCUGCACCAUUUUUAUUUUCAUCGUGCCCCCCAUCAUCAACCCAAUCAUCUAUGGCAUCGCCACGAAAGAUAUUCGCACAAAUAUUGUUCAGUUUUUCAAAUCCACUGUCUCAACAAAAAUAGGGUAACCAGCCAGUAC